UGCCGAGGAGGAGGAGGAGGAGGAGUUUCAUGCCUGCGUUUUGUAGAGGACGUUCAGCUAAAAAAGCUGCAAACUAACAGAAACACAGAUGGUUAUUUCUCGAUACAUUACUUCUUAAAGAACAAUCCAAACUGUGGUUUUAUUUGUUCUAGAUGAAGUCAUGUUUGAGUCGGUAUCCAUGUUUUUUUUCCGGAAGCUGUAAUUUCUCUUUUGUCUUCUGAUCGGAUUUCGGGUUUCAUGCUCCCCGACAUCAAACACAAUGUGGGACAGAAGUGACUUUAAAGCCGGAUUUGAAGCUAAUAAAUCAGGGCCUAGUUGUGGCUCUGGAUGGUUUCUGGGACAUGAAUCAAACUGGCACAGCAGUCUGCCUUGCUCUGGAGGCAGGAUCUGUGAUGGACGACGACAAAGCUCUGUGUCUGACAGCGGUGACACAGGAAUCGGCACCUACUGCUCUGACAGUUUGGAAGAUGACUCCUGUUCCAGUGCAACUCCUCUGUCUUCCCUUCUUGUGUCACAGCAUAACUUAAACCAGGAAGAGGAUGGCGUCCCUUCAGCUCUCGCCUUGUCAUCUGCUUCUUCCUCACCAAGAAUCCUUUUAAAAAUGGCCUCUCCUUCCCACAGCUCUGGCUGCUGGAAUAUGUCUCGCAACAUUAGUAAGCAAGCCACAUCUUCUGCAGAAGCUCCAAGCAGUUUGGACAUGAAAGUGCAUCAACCCAUCAGAAGGUCAUCCUCUUUUACCAAACUGUCAUCAGGGGUUGAUAAGAGUUCCACAAAGACGUCCAGUUACUGUUACAGCCCAGGUGCUGAGGGUUCGCUGGACAGAGGUGUACUUCAUGGUUAUAGAAAGAAAAGACAGGAUUCAAAUAUCAACCUUUACCUACCGUUGUCUUCUGCUAUGAACUGCAGCAAUUUUCUGCUGAGAUCUCCUGGUGCCGAGCCCAGCUACCGCUACAAACACAGUAAUAGAUCCACUGGUUUGAAAACAGACCUGUCCCCUUCCUCGUCUCAUUCUUCUCCAGUUAAAUACAGCUUAAGCUGCUCCAGUUUUCAUGAGACGAAAGAUUCUGGGAAAGGUCAGCAAAUAUGUGGUCUUCAGUCAUCCAGCUGGGGUGACUGGCUGGUGGCUGAGAACCCUGACAGAGGCAUGCCCAUUCAGCCAGCUGUUCGAACCCAGAUGUGGCUGACUCAGCAGAUGGAGUACCGGCCCAAACUGGAGAGUGGAAAUGAACCUGGUCAGGCCAGUUCACCAGGGACAGAAGACUAUGGUGUAAACGGCCUCACAUUGUCUCAUCAGGAAUCUGGACUUAACCAGAUGCUAAUGGAAACUUCCACUCCUGCUAACACUCUGCUGAAGGUUAAGGAGAAACUGCUGAGGGAAAGAGAACUGGAGAUACAAAGCCAAAAGCAGCAAAUCAUGCAGCUGCAUGUGUGGAUCAGGGAGAACGAGCACAGAGCCCAGCAGGUCCUGGGCAGCCAGAGAGGACAGUUUCAUACCUCCAUAAUCCCAAAUACUGAGGAGUCAGCAAUGACGACAUCCGGCAAGCUGCAAUCUGAUAGGCGAUGUUGUGAUGAAGAACUUGGUAAGAAAUUAGCAGCUGCCGAGCUUGAAGUUCUCCAUCUGAACCUGUUUUAUAAGCAGGUCACUCUGAGAUAUACAGAGGAGAUCAGAAAACUGGAAGACAAGAUAAAGACAAGGGAUCGUUACAUCACCAGUCUGAAGAAGAAAUACCAGAGAGAGAGUGAGCAGAACCAAGACAAACAGCAACGCAUUGAGAUACUAGAGAAAUACCUCUCUGAUCUGCCCACAUUAAAUGAAGUUCAAGUCCAGUCCAAACAGCAGGAGAAGUUAGAGGGAAAAAAACAGGCGUCUUGAGAAUACAGUGUUCCAGCUACAGAAGAGCAUAGAGGUAGAAUGUGCAUUGAUUCAGAAGAAAGAUGUCAUGAUUGAGGUGCAGGCCAAGACAGAGGGUGAGAUGAUGACAUCUGUACAAAGGUUGCGUAAGAAAGUGCAGCAGUGUCUGGAUGAUGGGGCCAGGCUGCCGGUGCACGAUCUAAAAAACCUUUUGGGAGAAAAUUCUCAGCUCCUGCAGCAGCAAGACAACAGCAACAUGGUAUUAAGGAUACAGAAGGAUGAAAUUGAGAGACUAACUUCACAACUAAUGGUAGGGAUAUUCAAAAUAUACAUGCUAGAUUUAUUUAUUACUAUUACUCAUAACAUUAUGACUGUUUGAUGUAUGAUAUACCACAGCUCUCCCUUCUUCCCUAAAGCUAGUCCCAACCCGAUAAGUUUGGGAUUUCUCUCAACCUCAGAAGUCUGCUGGGGAAUCUGGUGCCAAGCCAGCAAGGUCUUAGUUUGAAUGUUUUGAAGUGAGGUGAAGCAGAGAGGUCGUGGUUUAUGGUGUGUCCUGUGAUCCCAGUUCAGAAUUAGUGGAUUUCUACAUUAAAAUAGAGUCUAUAAGAUGUUUAAGGGCUCAUGUGAAUGCGAUCUUCUAACCGUUUCAACUACAAAAGGCCAGCAGAAUUAGUUGGUUUAGUGAUCUUCCUGUAUGAAACAGAACGUCAGGCAUUUUUCUCCCAAACACAGUUCUCAUUUGUUUGUAUUUUCUUUUUUGAUAGGCCACUAGUGGAAGACUGCUAAAAAAAAGAGGUGCCGCUCACCCACCAGUGGCUUGUUCUCUGCAAAAGGAGGAGAACUUGGUCAGCAUGCUUGGAGCCUUCUCUCAGGACAAAGACAAGUUGGUGCAUCCGUCAUCUCCAGGAAGCAUGUCAGAAGUGGACGAGCUUUUGAAAGAGAUGUCUUUGUGUCUGCUUGACCUGCGAGGUUUCUGCAGCAUCCUGGCCCAAAGAGCGCAGGGAAAAGAGCCCAACCUCUCUCUGCUUCUGGGAAUGAAAUCACUCAGCGUCUCAGCAGAGGAACAGGAGCACCAGCUGGCUGAAGGAGAAGAAGAACCGAGCUGUAAGCUGCUCCAAGUCGGCCUGCUGAAGAGAGGAAUAGAUGAUCUGAGGAGGACUGUAGCAGAAUACUGUCCUCAGUAUGUGGCUCCAAGCUGUGCCACGCAGUGAAUUCUUAAACAUUACAUUUAUCGAAUCUCUAACGCUAUACAACGAGGAUGUUUGGAAAAUGAAUCCUACUAUCUGUCACAGCUCUGAAAGGUUUGGACGUGUCUGAAGUUUUGUAAUGACUGUUGCCUCUAAUCCACUUCAGACCAGAGGCGCAGCAACCUGCGAGCAGAGCAGCACCAUCCAUUGCUCUACUCCUCUGACUAAUAGGAUCUGAUGCAGAUAAUAAAAUGUUGAGGAUGGUGACACUAACUUUGCUUGGAAAUUAGGAUAUUACGUAAGGUCGUAUAAGAAUAAAUUCAAAGUCCAAGCAGAACUUUGUGCUUGUUAAUACUAUGGAUAGUAAUAUUGCAUCCACACAAAAUUUGCGAUGUGCUGUACUUCCUGCUGCAGAGCAUGGUUCACUGUGGAAGAUCUGCUGCAGGUUAAUAACAGCAGUGGGUCGAUCUGGGCUCAGAUCUGGUACUGCUCACCACACGGCCCACCAGACUAAACUGUUUUUAUAAAAUAAACCAUCAAACAUCCAAGUUUACAUUAAAAUAUGUACAGAAA
Messenger RNA from Xiphophorus hellerii (green swordtail), 3612 nucleotides. RefSeq names its product centrosomal protein of 85 kDa-like. The record is from RefSeq and is a predicted model, not a curated record. The transcript is spliced from 12 exons. Gene Ontology annotation, cellular component: centrosome. The coding region runs from base 260 to 1873 and encodes 537 amino acids. NCBI's taxonomy places the organism in Eukaryota, Metazoa, Chordata, Actinopteri, Cyprinodontiformes, Poeciliidae.